Choloepus didactylus (southern two-toed sloth) is the source of this 1736-nucleotide messenger RNA. Its product is annotated as Krueppel-like factor 3. The record is from RefSeq and is a predicted model, not a curated record. Gene Ontology annotation, molecular function: RNA polymerase II cis-regulatory region sequence-specific DNA binding; DNA-binding transcription factor activity, RNA polymerase II-specific. Gene Ontology annotation, biological process: regulation of transcription by RNA polymerase II. NCBI's taxonomy places the organism in Eukaryota, Metazoa, Chordata, Mammalia, Pilosa, Megalonychidae. The transcript has a single exon. The coding region runs from base 325 to 1362 and encodes 345 amino acids.
GCGGCGCCGGCGUCAUGUGACUGCCCGGAGUUGGUGCCAGGAGCCAGAGGGGAGCCAGGAACGGAGCCGCGCGGAGCCCGGGCCCGAGCCGGAGCGCAACGCAAGCGCCCGCCGAGCCGAGCCGAGCCGUACCGCGCCUGUCGCACGCGCGCCCAUCCCCGUCCCCUGCGGCCGCCGCCGCUGCUCGGACUGGAGCGCUGACAUUACUGCAUUCGCGGGACUCAAGGAAGCCCGGAGCCGGGCCUUUAUUUCUUGUCUGCUGCGCUCAGCACCGCGGUUCUCAAAGCCAAACACCAGAGCACCUUAGAAGGUUUAGCUAAAAGAAUGCUCAUGUUUGACCCAGUCCCUGUUAAGCAAGAGGCCAUGGACCCUGUCUCGGUGUCAUACCCAUCUAAUUACAUGGAGCCUAUGAAGCCCAACAAGUACGGAGUCAUUUACUCCACACCAUUGCCGGACAAGUUCUUUCAGACUUCGGAAGGCCUCUCGCACGGAAUACAGAUGGAGCCAGUGGACCUCACGGUGAACAAGCGGAGUUCGCCACAUUCGGCCGGGAGCUCCCCGUCCUCGCUGAAAUUCCCGUCAUCGCACAGGCGAGCCUCCCCCGGGCUGAGCAUGCCCUCGUCGAGCCCACCGAUGAAGAAGUACUCGCCCCCUCCACCUGGGGUGCAGCCCUUUGGCGUGCCGCUCUCCAUGCCACCAGUCAUGGCUGCCGCCCUCUCCCGGCACGGAAUACGAAGCCCAGGGAUACUGCCGGUCAUACAGCCUGUCGUGGUGCAGCCCGUCCCAUUUAUGUACACCAGCCACCUCCAGCAGCCGCUCAUGGUCUCCUUGUCGGAGGAGAUGGAGAAUUCAAACAGUAGCAUGCAAGUACCAGUAAUUGAAUCGUAUGAGAAGCCUAUAUUACAGAAAAAAAUUAAAAUAGAACCUGGGAUUGAACCACAGAGAACAGAUUAUUAUCCUGAAGAAAUGUCACCCCCUUUAAUGAACUCAGUGUCCCCCCCGCAAGCGUUGUUGCAAGAGAAUCACCCUUCAGUCAUUGUACAGCCCGGGAAGAGACCUUUACCUGUGGAAUCUCCAGACACCCAAAGGAAACGGAGGAUACACAGAUGCGAUUAUGAUGGAUGCAACAAAGUCUACACUAAAAGCUCUCACUUGAAAGCACACAGAAGAACACAUACAGGAGAAAAACCCUACAAAUGUACAUGGGAAGGAUGCACAUGGAAGUUUGCUCGGUCUGAUGAACUAACAAGACAUUUCCGAAAACAUACUGGAAUCAAACCUUUCCAGUGUCCAGACUGUGACCGCAGCUUCUCCCGAUCUGACCAUCUUGCCCUACAUAGGAAACGCCACAUGCUAGUUUGAAGGCCACCGUCUCCCACCUCAGCACAACUCCCCACUCUCCUGGCUCUCUCUCGGUCCUCCCUCCCAUUAUCUAACUCAUUUUUUACAUGUACAUUUUAAUUUUGAUUCAGCUGGUCUGAGUCUCUGAAUUUGUAUCAUUCAAAACUUCCAUAUGGUCAGUAGUAGAGUUUCUCUAAUCUUUCCUUCUCCUUACCACGGGUCAGACCUAAAGAAUGUGAACACUUUUUUUUUUUUCCUGGGGAUGCUAAGCAAACCCUUCUUACAAAUACGUUUAAUGUACUGAGAACAAGGGAACUUGUAAACUAACAUAAACAAUUGUCGAUUUCUCCAUGUAUUCCUCAAAAGAAGUCAAAGUAAAUGUAUUAGAAUUAUAA